Drosophila hydei is the source of this 1573-nucleotide messenger RNA. RefSeq names its product damage-control phosphatase ARMT1. The coding region runs from base 107 to 1516 and encodes 469 amino acids. The record is from RefSeq and is a predicted model, not a curated record. Gene Ontology annotation, cellular component: nucleus; cytoplasm. Gene Ontology annotation, molecular function: phosphatase activity. Gene Ontology annotation, biological process: DNA damage response. The transcript has a single exon. NCBI's taxonomy places the organism in Eukaryota, Metazoa, Arthropoda, Insecta, Diptera, Drosophilidae.
AUAUACAUAGUUACAGUUGAAAAUAUUUGAAAAUUCAACAUUACUUUUGGAAAACUGUCAAAAUUUUGUGGGGAAAAUCGUCGAUGCCGAAAAGUGAAUUGCGACAAUGAUGGAUGGUGUCUCAAUUACCGUUAUUAAUGACUCAACGGAUGUAGACUCGAUAACAGUUUAUAGCAAGACGACAACAGCCUUUAGCGUUGCCAGCGUCUUUGAUCAGGCUAACAACAUAUCGGAGUUGCCGUCGCCACUGCGUGAGCCGCUCUCGGCGAGAUACAAAAACAGCUUCGCCUUCGAAACAUUCAGAGAGCGCGUGCCGCAAAUCCUGUCCGAUCUGAUCAACUCCUUGUAUCAGAAUGAGAAACGGAUUAUGGAAAAGUAUGGCUCCUACGCGCACUUCGAGCUACGUCGCAUCGUUUGGAGCUUGGACAUCCUGCACAACGAGGUGCUAGAGAAUAAGCCGUUCAAGUACUUCUAUGACAAAUCGCCCGACUCGCUGGAGUGGAACAGCUUCAUCAAGGGUCUGGUGAAUCGCGAGAAGAAUCAAUGGUUUUCGGCCAACUGGAUGCACGCCGAGUGCUACUUGUAUCGGCGCAUCUGGAUGGCCUUCCAGCGCUCCGAAUUGCUGAAGGACUACGACUACUUCAGUCAGAAAAAGAUUUGCUCAACCCGCAACUUCGUCUACCUCUUUCGCGCUGUGCUGAACGACAUUAAAGACCUGACCUACUGCUACAGCAGCUUCGUGUCGAUGCUGAAGCUGUCGCUGUGGGCCAAUCGCUGUGACCUCUCGAUCACCAGCGCCGUUCCCUCGGAGACAAUUUGGAAUAGUCUCAAUAAGCAGAACAGGCAUCUGCUCGUGGAUCAGUCCGAAGAUGUGUGGCAGUUCCUAACGACGGGCGUCCACUCAUCCGUCUCACCUCCCAUGGUCGACAUUAUCCUGGACAAUGCUGGCUUUGAGCUCUUCGCCGACUUGCUGCUGGGCGUCUACCUGAUCGACUCGAAGCUGGCCAUCAAGGUGCGCUAUCAUGUCAAGGCCAUACCCUAUUACGUCUCGGACGUGACUGCCAAUGAUUUUCGCUGGAUGCUGAAUUUCCUCUUGCACCACGAGAUCCCCGAGUUCUCCUACCUUGGGCGCAAGCUGCGCUAUUUCAUGAGGCAGGGCUUCUUCGUUCUGUUCGAGACCUGCAAGUUCUGGACUCGCCCACAGGGCUUCAAGUACAUGAGCAAGCUUGCGCCCUGCUUGUUCGUGCAGCUGAGCUUCAGCGCUCUGGCCAUCUUCAAGGGGGAUCUCAACUAUCGCAAGCUGCUGGACGACAUCAACUACAGCCCCACAACGCCGUUCAAGGAGUGCCUCGGCGGCUUCCAGCCCACCAGCAUUUGCGCGCUGCGCUGCAUUAAAUCGGAUCUCUACUGUGGCCUGCCCAACUGCUUGGUCGAGCUGCUCACAGUGAACAAUCCCAGCUGGAUGCGCACAGGCGACAAGGCCAUUAUUCAACUGGCUGUCAAGCAGAUACCCUAAUAUCUAGAUUUCGUAUUCUUCAGAUGUUAUCAAUAUUUUCUUCAGUAUUCGCGUUGA